GUUCAUAAUCAAACCAACCAGCUACAUCCUCGUCUGCGAUUACCAACACCAAGUGUAUUCAAUCGCUGUUCAGCCGUAGCUACUGCUCGGUCCUCAUCACCACUUUUCUCAUGUAUGUCCUUUGGGGUGAGAAUAUGGGGAGAAUCCCACUACCAACACUCAUGAUCUGAGCAUUUUGGAAAAGAUGUUUGCUAUUUAUGAACAUGAAUGGAGAAAAAUUUGAUAAUGAAACAGAAGGUUAUCCUCGUGAGCUUCUGAAGAACAAGUCUGAUUUGACUGAACGCAUUAUCUGUGGUGUGUGUAAUCUCAUUCUGAGAGAUGUAGUCCAACAUGAAUGUGGACAUCGCUUUUGCAGUUCCUGUGCCAAAAAAUUGCAAAGUGACCCGCAGCCCCAAUUUUGUCCAAGAUGUCCUAGUGAUAGCCAGGAAGCUCAUAUAAGAAAUAUUUAUCCUGAUUUUGCUGGACGAAAAGAGAUCCGAUUGCUGAAAGUGAAAUGUCUGAAUUCAAGUUGUCCCUUUGAAGGAAACCUUAAUGAAUACAUCAUUAACCAUCAAGACAUAUGCCCCCAUUCUAAGGUACCAUGCAGAGCCUGUGGCCGACAAAUGAAACGUGUGGAAUUGCAGAAUCAUUAUUUGCGUGAUUGUACAGAGCGUAUAAUAACGUGUCGCUGGUGCAAUGCCGAGUUGGUUCACAAGACCAUGAAGCAACACAAUAGUGUAUGCCCUAAGCUGGAGAUUCUUUGUGAGAUUUGCAAGAAGUCAAAAUUACCAAGAGAAGAGAUGAAGUUACACCAAGAUCCAGAAAAUGGAGACUGCCCUCGGCGUAAAAGAUGUUGCAAAUUUCGAAUGGUUGGCUGUGAGUUCACAGUAAGUAUUAACAUGAACGAAGAAAUGGGUUAUCCUUGUGAGCUUCUGAAAAACAAGUCUGAUUUGACUGAGCGCAUUAUCUGUGGUGUGUGUAAUCUAAUUCUGAAAGACGUAGUCCAACAUGAAUGUGGGCAUCGCUUUUGCAGUCCCUGUGCCCAGAAAUUACAAAGUGAUCCUCAGCCUCAAUUUUGUCCACGAUGUCCUUGUGAUAGCCAGGAAGCUCCCAUAAGGAGAAUUUAUCCAGAUUUUGCCGGACGGAAAGAGAUCCGAUUGCUGAAAGUGAAAUGCCCAAAUUCAAGCUGCCCGUUCGAAGGAAACCUGAAUGAAUACAUUACAAAUCAUCAAGAUAUAUGCCCUCUAGCUAAAGUACCAUGCACAGCCUGUGGCCGACAGAUGAAACGUGUGGAAUUGCAGAAUCACUGUUUGCGUGAUUGUACAGAGCGUACAAUAACGUGUCACUGGUGCAAUGCCAAGUUGGUUCACAAGUCCAUGAAGCAACACAAUAGUGUAUGCCCUAAGCUGGAGAUUCUUUGUGAAAUUUGCAAGAAGUCAAAAUUACCAAGAGAAGAGAUGAAGUUACACCAAGAUCCAGAGAACGGAGACUGCCCUCGGCGUAAAAGAUGUUGCAAAUUUCGAAUGGUUGGCUGUGAGUUCACGGCACCACAGGAGCAGAUGCCAGGGCACUUAAAGAACAAUCAGCAAGAACACCUAAAUUUGAUGAAGGCAGAUUUCAUCAUUGUCCAAAAACAACUAGUGGCUGCUCAAGAAAAAUUAAAAGAUUACCAGUCUAUGGACAUGACAAAUAGUGGAAAGAGUAGUAGUGUUCAUUCUGAUGAAAUAGCUCAGAAGGUUGUACAGGAGUUGAAAAGGAAGGAAGGUAAACUAGAAUUCCCAAAAUUAAAAGAUGAUGUAGAAGUAGAUGCUUUCAAAUCAAGUGACAUGAAUCCUGGUGGGGCUAAAAAUGGUGCGAGAAGGAAAAUAGUCAAUACAAACCAGGGCACCAUUUUAAAAGAAGAUGUUAGUCAUAAAUAUACUGGAUUACAUAGCACCAAUGAGAUUGCUAAGCCGAAAACAUCAACGCAGGAAACAGAGAAGCAUCUGAAAGCAGCUGAACAAGCAUAUUUUUUGAAAGAUGUAACAUUAACAGAGCAUUUUCUUCAAAUUCAAAGCCUGGAAAAUGCUGCGUAUUGUGGGGUACUAGUGUGGAAGAUCAAAAACGUCAGUCAGAAAAGAAGGGAUGCCAUCAGUGGCAAACAUAAUUCACUCUAUUCACCAUACUUCUUUACAAGUCGCUAUGGUUAUCGUGUCUGUUGCAGAAUUCACCUAAAUGGUGAUGGCAUUGGAAAAAAUAAUUAUUUUUCAGCAACCCUUCUCCUACAGUCAUACGACAGUGACCAACCAUUUCCUCACCGAGUGCGGUUUGCACUCUUUAAUCGUGACCAUGUGAGGGAUUUCAUUGGAGGUUAUACCCCUAAUGGCUGCCUCACCUGUGAAACAUCACCUUCAAGUUCAAAUUUACUGAUUAUCAAACCUUGUUGUCCUCGUCUACUUCCACUUGGUCUUUUAAAAGAUUUUGUGGAUUUUUAUGAUGUACUCACAAUUGAGGUACUUGUUGAUUUUCGAAAUAAGGUCCAAUGCUCCAAUGGCGGGUUGUGGGAAGAGCAGCGUCGUAAGUAGCCUAAAUGGGCGUGGUCGUUCGUUGCUCAAAAUAUUUCGAAUGUUGUCCAGGGAGGGAAAACCACCAGAACCUAUGACAAUUUAAGGGUUUCAAAGGCUUAUUUACUAGAGUUAGAAUCUAGUAUAAUGUGUAAAAUAUACAUAUAAUUUUCUUUUUCCCCAGUGGGAGGCCCUUACACAGUGACGGUGCCAGCAGGGGACAGGGGGCCUUAAGUCCCCCACCAGACAGUUCAAGCCCCCCGCCGUACAGAGCUCGUCGGGCAGUCAGACCAUAAAACAUGUAAAAAUAGGCCCACACCAAGCCAACACAUGUCUUUCACAGUCUGAGAGUGCCGAGCCGAUGAUCUCAAGUCCCCCUGUCGGACAACUUAGGGCCCCCCAAAAAAUAUAUCCGAGAGCCGCCAUUGCCAUUACACCCUGUCAACCUUUCGCCUCCACUACCUUAAUCGAUGACAGACACUUGAACUUAAAGACAUUUGAAUACUUAUAAAAUGGUGUUUAAAUUUACACUGAAGAGAGAACUUAACUUCAGUAGAGGGGUUGGAUUAUAUAUCACAAGAUAUAAGACUGUACUAUAAUAUAUUUGUGAUCAGUAUAGUUUAAUUUUAUCAUAUUAAAAUGUGCCUUGCUUUGAUAUAUAAUUAAAACCCAAUAGUCUUGGCAGAAGCAAUGUGAUUAAGAAUGUUGAUUAUAAUCAGUACAAAGUGAUAUUAAAUAUAUUUUAAUUUUAUCAUAUUGAAAUGUGCCUUGCUUUGAUAUAGAAUUAAAACCCACUAGUCUUGGCAGAGGCAAUGUGGUUAAGAAUGUUGAUUAUAAUCAGUACUAAGAAAUAUUUUUCAAACUACACAGUACUGCUCGCACAUUAGUACUGCUACCGCCCAAUGACAUGUGAUACAUAAUCCAACUACGUCUAGAACUUUUUUCCGUCUUCUGAGUUUCUUAAAUAUUCAUUGUAAAUGGUUCUCUGUUGUCUAUGGUAUAUGAAUUAGCAAUUGUAAGGGAUUAUUCUUAUUUUAAUUUAAAUAUUGAUUUGCAAUGUAGUAGAGAUUGAUAAAGUCAAUAAAGGAAGAUUUGAAAGUUCCAUGAAAACUACAACUCCCCUCAAACUCAGUAGCCUCUGUCUGGUUGUUACUUAGUUGUAUGUGGAGAAAUUAAGUGUAGUUAUGGCAACUUAUUUGAUGGGAAUGUACACAUUUAUGUACAGUCAUAUUUUGAAAUUGUCUUGUCUCUGAUGAAAAUAUUUUUCCAGUGUGCUCAAGAAUUUUGCUAAUUAAAACAGUUGUCAUGGAAUAAUCCAUGACAAUAUCUUAAAAUAGCAAAAUAUCUUGAACUUAAUCUUAAAAUGAAUAAGUAAAGUCCAAAUUUUGAGGUGUUAGUAUAGCAUUACUUUGAGGUGUGUGUUUGGCUGCUUGGGUCUGUUUUUAAUUCCUGUGUAGUCACCCGUCUUCUAGAUAACCCUUGCAUUGACAAUUAGGUAGAUUAAGGCAAAUGUUUGUUUCUGCAUGUGUCCGUUAAAUGUUGUAGUUAAGGUGAGGGGCACUGCACUAUUGUAGCCUAAAUUUCUAAAUUGAAUGUUGAAAAAUAUAGAGUAAUUAUUAUUAUUAUUAUUAUUGUUAUUGAAGGCAGUAAAUCUACUUGAAAACUAAGAAGAUUCAGUAAUUUAAUUCACUGAAUUUUUUUCAGUUUCUCAACUCUCUCUGUACUAAGUACCUUGAAGGGGUGAGAGAGCUUAAGGGCAUAUUCACAUUUGCAACAAUAAACAUGUUCAUAACGUGCUCUAUCAAUGCAAAAUAAACAAACAACAAAUUAAAAUGGGGAGCUGGGGUGAUAUUACAAUUAAUUUUUAUUGUGGAAGUUUAAGAAAAUCCCUAAAAUUUAUAAUUUUAAAAGGAAAAAUAAAUACCAAAAUUGAAAUAUACUUAAUGCAUUCUGUAAAUGCUCUGUUGUAGAAAAUAUGAUAUAACGAUGAUAAAUAGUAAUGAGAGGUUAAGAAAUAUACGCAACACCCUUUUCUACCCUUGUAAUUGUGUUCGGUGUCAAGCAGUGAAUAUUAAAUAACUUAGUCCAAAACUAACAAUAUAUAAUCAACAUUAAAGGCGCGACACUACAAGUUUCUGUCUUGUUAUCCUAGGAAGUUUACUAUAAUAAAGUACCCCAAACAUUGAUAGAGCAUCUGAUAAUUCUAUACUAACUACGCAGUCCUGACCCGACUAAUGUAUUAUAUAAGCAAAAAUACAAAUGAAUGUGUCUGAACUAAAACUUAGUUAACCUAAUAAUAAUGAUGAUAAUAAUAAUAAAUAAUAAUAGUAAUAAUAUUUUGUAUGAAAUUUUUCAUUAGUGUUGAUCCAGCAAAAUAAAAACCAAUAGUACUCACACUACGUUUCGCGAACGAUCCGUUCGCUUUUUCAAGUAGACUGGUGAUGUUAUUUCCAGUCUGGUCUGACGUCA
Messenger RNA from Anneissia japonica, 4991 nucleotides. Its product is annotated as TNF receptor-associated factor 2-like. Gene Ontology annotation, molecular function: tumor necrosis factor receptor binding; zinc ion binding; ubiquitin protein ligase binding. Gene Ontology annotation, biological process: tumor necrosis factor-mediated signaling pathway; regulation of canonical NF-kappaB signal transduction; positive regulation of JNK cascade. Gene Ontology annotation, cellular component: cytoplasmic side of plasma membrane; plasma membrane signaling receptor complex. The record is from RefSeq and is a predicted model, not a curated record. Lineage: Eukaryota; Metazoa; Echinodermata; Crinoidea; Comatulida; Comatulidae. The coding region runs from base 198 to 2543 and encodes 781 amino acids. The transcript has 15 exons.